This is a messenger RNA of Labrus bergylta (ballan wrasse), 5782 nucleotides long. It is a transcript of the gene phf3, whose product is annotated as PHD finger protein 3. The record is from RefSeq and is a predicted model, not a curated record. Gene Ontology annotation, biological process: DNA-templated transcription. NCBI's taxonomy places the organism in Eukaryota, Metazoa, Chordata, Actinopteri, Labriformes, Labridae.
AAUGAACAAAUUAACGUGUCUUACUAUCCAUACUGCAAGUGUUGGAAAAACAAACGCAUGUGGGCGGGAACAUCUUGCAGCACUCCGGCUACAAACAAACUUGGAAGGCAGCAGCAUUCAUGGAUAUUGUGGACACCUUUAACCAUCUAAUACCCAGCGACCAGUUGGAUGAGUCCCUGAUAAUAGGCCAGAAUCUGGAAUGUGAAGCUGGUAAUGAGUUUGGGACAGGAUUGCGGGUUGAAGAUUCACUGAAGAACAUGCUCAGUGACAAAGAUCCCAUGUUUGGCUGCGCAAGCGCUCAGUUCAAUCUGCUGGACAAUGAGGACUCCACUUUUCCGAUCGCUGGCUCAACAGGUCUUGAAAGUGGUUCAGCAUCCGCAGGCCUCAGUAGUGAACCGACGGUUGCAGAGAAGACCCCAGGGAAGCGAGGCAGGCCGAGGAAACGUCCACUUUCAUUAGAAUUUGACCCACAACCCGCUAACACACCCACCAAAGCCAUGGCUCCAGGUCGACCCGGGAGAAAACCAGCCAACAGGCUACACAGGACUUCUCUUAUUGGGAAAGGGAUUAAAGGCCCCCAGCUGAAAGAAGAAUUGAUGCUAGGAGGGCGUGUCAAUGUAAAUGAUUUUGAUGGUGGAUUAUGGCUGAAACCCACGGUUGUAUUGAGACGGUUGACCGUCACAAUUGGAGGAUUCAAGAUUGAGCUGCUUCCUGGACCUUCUUAUGUGGAAACAAGCAAGUCUUCAGGCUUUGAAGAUGGAUUUACUUACGGUGGGGAUGUUGGGUUUGCCGUGUUGCCAGAUGAAGCUGUAAAUGCACAGAUUCCAUUUCAGGAGAAUGUGUCAGAGACGGAGAAGAGCUCUGCUGAUGAUGCAGCCUUUGGGCUGGGUCCGUAUGUGAAUCCUAACGACGUGCAGACCUCCAACGGGACAGUGAAGGGGAACGCCGGUGCACAAGAGACAAAACUUGACAAUCAGAAGGUUUCUGAAGAGAAGUCAGAAGUUAGUAAAGACAAACAGCCACAAAACACAGAGAAUAAUGGAACUAGUGUCAGUAAUAAGACUGAUGCUAAGGUGAAACAACAGACUGUAGUGACAACAGUGAAGCCUAAAGAAGGUGUGACCGCUAACAAGAAUAAAGACUCGGUUUCAGGUAAACCAAACAACAUUACAAAGGGACACAAAGUGUCCCAAAAUAUGCCAUCCACAAUCAUCCAAAGAGAGGACCUGCACAAAAUGAAAUCCUUAAAGGAUAAGAAAGGUGUUGCACCCUUGAAAAGGCCAGCAGAAAUCACCCAAAGUGAGCAUGCUAAUAAAAUGCAGAAGAUACAGAGCACAGGAGAAACUAAAGUGAAGCCAAAAUCGCCAAUUUCACCCACUGCUGCUGUGGUGAAAAAAAUCCCAUCGUCCGGCAACCAGGGACCAACUAAACAAACUCCUCCUCAGAAUAGCUCCAAAGCUGACCCCUCUAACCUCGCACAGGGACGUCCGGGGCAUUCUUUAAAGUCUCCGGAUGAAGGAGGGCAGGAGAAGGCCAAGCUGAAAAAGCCCGAAAAGAUCAUUCAGAGACAGAAAAGUAAAACCGCAAGAAGUAUUUCUGUGGAGGAGCCGCAGCUGUUCAUCCCAGACAACGCUCCUGUUUCGAGGAAGGAAAGUGCUGACGAGCAGCCUGCGAACAGUGAGAGUGUUUGGGAUGGAAACAACUGUUGUGGCCUGUGCAAAAAACACCACAACAACAUGUUCAUGGUGGGCUGUGGUCGCUGUGACGACUGGUUCCACGGCGACUGCGUUGGUCUGGACCUGACCAAAGUGCGAGAAAUGGAGGAGGAGGACCAGAUGUACGUGUGCUUGAAAUGUUGUGAGGAGGAAAACAAAAAAGUGGAACCAGAGCCCCCGAGUGUGUCCAAACCAGAAGUUCCAGUAAAGACUGAAGUACCAGAUCAAAAGCUGCCCUCAAAGCCCAAACCAGGACCCUCCCAGACACUAACAUCCGGAGGGGUCAGACCAGUACGAAAGGACCCUGACAGAAGACAUUCUGCAGAGGGGAGAGACUCGGCUCAUAGAACAGGCUUUCACCUGAAACAAGAGACAAAGAGUAAGACGUCUUCUUCGGCUUCAAAGAAACCCGUGUCUGUGGAGGCAAUCAGACGCAGCGUGCGUGACUCCCUGAAAGAAAUCCUUAUUCAGAGGUUGAAAGAGUCUGAUUUAAGCAUCUCUGUGGAGAGAGCUUCUGAAGUUGCCAAGAAGACAGAAAGAGAGCUUUUUCACUUGUACAAAGACACCGACAACAAAUACAAGAACAAGUACAGAAGUCUAAUGUUCAACCUUAAAGACACUAAAAACAAUGUCCUCUUUAAGAAGGUGCUCAAGGGGGAGAUUUCUCCUGCUAACCUGAUACGAUUGAGCCCUGAGGAAUUGGCCUCAAAAGAGUUGGCUGCAUGGCGACAAAGGGAGAACCGACAUACGAUUGAGAUGAUUGAAAAAGAGCAGCGAGAGGUAGAGAGACGGCCGAUCACAAAGAUUACGCACAAAGGUGAAAUUGAAAUUGAAAGCCAAGAACCAGCGAAGGCACCUGAGCCUGCAGAGGUUAAGUCUCCUCCCAGAGCAGCUGAACUGUCAGCAGAAAAACCUCCAAACACCCCGGAGCAGACGGAAGAAUGUGCCAAGACGGAGAAAGACACAACCAACCAACACAAGUCCCACUUGUUUGACCUUCACUGCAAAAUCUGCACCGGCCGUAUGGCGCCCCCUGCAGAAGAGGCUCCAACCAAAGUGGUCAAAGUUGCUACUACAGUUGUGAGGAGGCAGUCCACCAAAGCAGAGGAGACAAAGAGCUCAGCUACACCUGCAAUGGACGACGACCUGCACCUCACAGUCUUAGAGGAGAGCUUAAGAAACGCUAAGUCGGGCUACGAAGGACGGUUGGAUCACACAGCUGGCAGAGACGAACAGGCUGCCUUCCUGUCCAACCUGAAGUCCCUGUGGCACGGAUUAAUUAACAUGCACUGUGUGGCAAAGUUUGACACUAAAGCUUUCCCCGUCUCCGGCAUUUUGGACCACCUGACCGAAGACCUUCCAGACCGCAUUCAAGUGGGGGGAAGGAUUAGCCCACAGACGGUGUGGGACUAUUUGGAGAAGAUUCGGGCAACUGGAACAAAAGAGGUGUGCCUGAUUCGCUUCGCCCCUGAGACGGAGGAAGAUGAGAUCUCCUACACUCUCCUUUAUGCCUACUUCAGCAGCCGUAGGCGCUUUGGGGUGGUGUCCAAUAACCUGAAAGAAGUGAAGGACAUGUAUCUUAUUCCUUUGGGCGCCACUGAAAAAGUCCCACAUCAGCUUGUUCCCUUCGACGGGCCAGGUUUAGAAAACAACCGUGGCAACCUUCUCCUCGGACUCAUAAUCCGCCAGAGACUGAAGAGAGAUUUUCUUACAGUCGACAUGAAUGAAACCGAGAGGGUUGUUCCUGAAAUCCAGCCCAUCACUCUUUCUGCGAAGGAAACCAGAGAAACGGAGAAGGAAGAGAAGUUAUUCCUCUCCUCUUUGACCGCGGUGCAGAGUAAAGAGAAGGAGAAACCUCUUAACACGACUGAAGAAGUUAACGAGCCUAUCACAGAGUCUUCUGAAGAACCAUCUGCGUCAGAGGCCAACAGUCAGGAAUCCCAAAAACCGCUGCGCUUCCUUCCGGGUGUGUUGGUAGGCUGGGGCGGGGAGCUACCACCUCUGCCAGAUGUUGGAUUCAAACCUGCAGCGACAGCCGACGACAUCCAGAAGACCCAACCGGCCCCGAAAACAGAGGCGUCUUCUGGAAAUGUGAAAAGUCCAACAGCUGUUGCGCAACGAGAGCGCUUUGUCAUCAAAAAGAAAGAAGCUAAACCCGUCAAAGCCGAACCGGAGCUCCCCGCCUCGACUGAUUCAUCUGCUGCUAACAACUCGCCAGCCAAGAAGCCCGCGGCGGUGACCCCCGCUGCACCGGUCUCUCUGAAAGAUAAGCCCACAGAUGUAUCGACUGAAGCGUUCCUGGCAAGCUUGUCAACAACUCCGAGUGGGAUCGAAACUAGCAGCAGCGCCGCCUCGGCAAACAAAGGCGAUACCGGCCUCGUUUCUGAAACUGAAAAAGGAACAUCUGAAGGGAAUUCUUCGUCGCAGUCGCACUCCCAGGCUGCCACGGCUCACACAAACAGCUCGAAACCUCCUUUGAGUGGAAUAUUGAAGAAAUCUUCAGCGUUUUGCAGUGCGAGUGAAGAUAAAACAACGGUGCUACAGAAGGAUAAAGCCAGCCACACAGCCCCUUUGAGUCCUAAACCUGUUCCCAGCACUAGAAAUAUUCCAGUUACACUUUUUCACCAGGGAUAUUUGCAGGUUUCUCAGGCCAGAAAUAAACUCGAGGAAGUAAACCAAGCGACAACACGAUCAUUCUUAAGUGUAAAGGAAGAUCCUGGCACGUCCCAGGCAGAUGCUUCAGUAACUCAGACGGCAAAUCCUCCUACAGUCCAAGGACCACAAGCAGCAUGUAACACAGAAGCCUCUGAGCCCCAGCACUACACAGCUGUGGCAUCUGCUCCCCAAGUUGACAGCAGUGCUGUACCGACACCAUCACCAGAGACUCAGGUACCAGACGGCUUCGACUCCACAACCAGCCCUCCUCCUGACACUAACUCCGACCAGGAUCAGAACAACAGCGAGUCGUCCAAUCAGGACAGCACCUCACACGCCAUCCCCGGUCUGGAGGGCUACUCCGAACCCCCCGGCCCGCCUCCAUCUCAGCUCAAAGAGUACAAGCUAGAGGAGCGAUACAGCGACCCGUGGGAGAGGCCGCGGAUCGCCGAGGAGAAAGACCACCAUGGGAGGCACAGCCAUCACAGGGACUCCCAUCACGGGAAAAAGAGCCGACACCACGACCGGGAGCGCGAGAAAAAGCAAGACCGCAGUCAUGACGAUAAGUACAGAGAGAGGAGCAGACACCACGGACACUCAGACGACCGCUACGGCGAGAAGAGGAAAGAGAGGCACAGCGACGACUACAGCAGCCGCCAUAAGGACCGACACAGACACAGGCGGGACUCUGAUUAUGAGAACGGACGCAGGAGUUCCAAAGACAGUUACUCAUAAUUGUGUUUUUGUUAGUUUUUAAAAAGCCCUGCCAGGGCUCUAAGAGAGACUGUUAUCUUGUUGGUUACUCGGCUGGUUCAAACCACUUCGGCUGAAAACGGCUGAUGGCGUUUGGUUUUGUUCACCGGUCUGCAGCUUCAUUGCCAUUUCCUUCCUAGAAGUUUGAUUUUAUGUUCUCGACAGUACAGCCAAAAUGAAUUCAUUUCAAAAGGAUUGUGAAUCACACCAGCAGAGCAGGAGGAACUCAAUAUUGGAAUAUUUUUAAGUUUUUAACCUUUUAUUGUAAAGAAAACAAACAAAUGUGUCCAUAUUGAGCUGCUGUACGGACUACAAACAAUUAGUAAAGGUUUCCAGUCGCGUGCGGACCAUUUGGUGAAAAGUUGCACUCAAACAUUUGGCCUGAAUGUAACACAGACAACACUGAACUGAGGACGGCGGUUCAAACAGCAGCUUUGCUUCUUUUUCAAUUGCUUAAAUAUUUUAUAACCUUACUUUGAAUUGCAAAAGGAUGUACAUUUUGGCUUGUAAUAUACAGUAGAGAUUAUUUGUGCCUUUGCACUGUGUGUUUAUGUACAGUUCGUAAUAAAGCUAAUCUUUUUUUAUUAUUGAUUAUUAAAAAAAAAAAAACGUCCUCUUAUUUCCAUCAAGUUGUAUUAAAUGACCUGGUUACUCUAAAA